This is a messenger RNA of Episyrphus balteatus (marmalade hoverfly), 1890 nucleotides long. RefSeq lists its product as uncharacterized. Lineage: Eukaryota; Metazoa; Arthropoda; Insecta; Diptera; Syrphidae. The record is from RefSeq and is a predicted model, not a curated record. The transcript is spliced from 5 exons. Bases 1 to 1890 code for a protein of 629 amino acids.
AUGUCAACUUUACACUUUCACUUGACACAACACACCUCUAUUAACCAUCCAAUAAAUUCAACACUUCUCAUGGCUACAGUCUGGACUAUUAAUCAUCUUUAUGUUGGCUAUACAAAUACUUUAUCGUUUUCACUAUGGUCAAGAACAGCGGAUGAUGACAUUUUUCACAUACAACUACUUGGUGAUAUUUUGACAUCUACCCGUGAUUCUCAAUUGAUUUAUGUCAUUGAAAUGGCUGAAAAUAUUCAUUGCCAUGGUCAACAACUUUUAGGCGAUGAUAUCAUGACGAAAAAGUGUCUUGUCCAUAAGGAUGUUAUCGUGAUUAUUGAUAGUUUUGAAUCUUUCAUGCGAUUUAAAAAGGAACUUGCCAAGGAAAACUAUCUCGUUCGAGGCUUUUACACAAUCAUCUACACUGGAAACAAACAAACCUAUUACAAUGUCAUUUAUCGAAUAUUUGAUGAACUAUUUAGAGUCUUUAUGACAAAUGUGAAUAUCUACGUGGAGGUCCUUGAUGAAACACUGGUUUACACGUUUUUUCCAUUCACAAAGUUUCACUGCCGCGGAUCAUAUCCAAUAUUGCUGAAUAGAUUCACUCGAAAAGAUGGGUUUAUAUUUCAAAAAUCAUUCUUUCCAAAUAAAGUUGAAAACUUUUAUGGAUGUCCUUUGACAGUGUCCACUUGGGAUGGGCCACCAUUUAUAUUUUUUGAAAGAAAACAAAAUGGAGAACCAAAUGUUUAUGGAAUCGAAGGAGACCUUUUGCAAAUGCUUGCAGUCAAAAUGAAUUUCAAGCUCGAAUUCAUAGAAACAGAUAUAAGAGGAAGAAUUUUUCCCAAUUUGACAUCUGCUGACUAUGGAGCUGUCAAACAUGUAAUGGAUGGAACAGCAAAUAUUACCAUCAAUAGCUUUGGUUAUCAGGAGUUCCAUUUGAAGGCUAUGUUAGCAUCAUAUACCUACGCUAACUAUGACAUUGUUGUUGCAAUCCCUCAAGGUCAACCUCUGAGUUCGUUUCAAAGAUUAACAAAACCGUUUAAGUACAUAAUUUGGUCAUGUCUCUGCACAAGUGUCCUGAAAGUUAAAGAUUUUGUUUUUGGACCAUUGAAUACGAUACCGUUUACCAACCUGGUUAACGUCUUCUUUGGUGGCCCAGUGACAGUUCUUCCUUUCGCUCGAUAUAUCCUUUUAAUCUGGCUGUUAUACACAAUGGUCUUAAGGAAUGCUUAUAGCGGUGAAUUGUAUAUGAUGCUUCAAGACUCUUCAUCAACAACAACUCUAAAAAAUGUCGAAGAAAUGGUUAGUAAAAAUUAUACAUUUUGGUGUGCUGACAAUACAAUUGAAGUUGUAUUAAAAUCUACCAACUCUAAACUCUUGGAAGUUUUUCGCGGGUUUCCUUUUCGUUAUUUGUCAAAACUUCGUGAAGAAAAUAUCAAAAUUGGUGUGGUUAUUUUUAAACCGUAUGUCCGCAUUUAUAAUCGUAUAUUUCAUCCAAUACCGCUAAUUCAAACAUUACCAAAUAAGCUUUUAUCUGCCCCGCUAACAAUGUAUUUGCAAAGAAAUUCAUACCUUCUUGAUGAAAUUAAUAAUCAUUUGAUGGAUAUUGUUGCAGCAGGAAUGUUACAAGGUUGGGAUAGUUUUUAUUUAAGAAGUUUUGAAGAGAAUGUGAUUGAAAAGGAGCCAGCUGUUCUGUCGGUUGAAUUAUUGUUGGGAUUAUUUUGUGCUUAUUUUUUUCUUUUUGGGCUUUUCGUUGUUGGUUUUUAUUUUGGAAUUAUUGUCGAAAAUAUCACCGAUAUGUCGAAGUGUUUUUACAAUAUGCGUGGCCUUGAAAGCGGUGUAGUAAACUUUAAAGGAAGCGAAGUAUUGCGUAAAUUACAAUCAAAGGCUUUCAAAUGCUAA